GUAUUGAACAGCCGAUAUGUAACAGUUUGCAGUCCCCUGCAGAGCGUUGUUAGUGCUGUAUGGACUUUAUAGCACCGCGUAGACACAAUGCAUUCCAGCUCUCCCUGGGGAGACCUUUGGUUUCUAAGUCUGGUGUCAUUUCUCCUUCUCCUUCCUGCACCGUCCUGCCAUGGAGGAAAAGUCCUGGUCUUUCCUGUCGAUGGAAGCCACUGGGUCAACAUGAAGGUACUGAUCGAGGAGCUCCAUGCCAGAGGCCACGCCAUCACAGUGGUCAGACCCUCUACCAGCUGGUACAUCACCGAGGAGUCACCUCUAUACACCUCCAUCACCAUCAAGGAGGAAGAAUCCUUAUACAGCUUCUUCGAGGCCUUCCUACAGAAGCACUUUAAGGCUCAGAGAGAGGGGGUAUCAGCUUUGAAGUUCUUCCAACUAACCAGGGAGUUCCUCAGUAUGAUAGAAGAAGCCCACAUCCUGGCCUGCGACACGCUGUCUCGCAUGUUCGAUGACAAGGAGCUGAUGAAGAGUCUUCAGGACGCUCAGUAUGACAUGAUGCUCACCGACCCUGCAAUGGGUGGUGGGAUGCUGAUGGCCCACUACCUCAAACUGCCUGUGGUGCUCAACGCCCGUUGGAUCACCAGUGGGGAGGGCCACUUUGCCAUCGCCCCCUCUCCCAUGUCCUACAUCCCGGUCCCAGGGUCUGGAUUCACUGACAAGAUGACCUUCGUCCAACGGGUCCAAAACAUGCUGUACUACAGCAUCAUCGUGUAUCAACAGAGGUUCAUGAUUGGGCCAAGUUAUGACGCAAUUUGCUCCAAGUACUUCGGAGGGGGCUGUGACAUCAUCUCCAUGAUCCAGGAAGCUGAAAUCUGGCUAAUGAGGUCUGACUUUGUGUUUGACUUCCCCCGUCCCACCAUGCCCAACGUCGUCUACAUGGGGGGGUUCCAGUGCAAGCCGGCCCAGCCCCUGCCUCCAGAGCUGGAGGAGUUUGUCCAGAGUGCCGGGGAACAUGGGGUGAUCGUCAUGUCUCUGGGGACUCUUGUCAAUGCACUUCCUGUUGAUAUCACAGACCAGAUCGCCAGUGUGUUCGCCAAGCUGCCUCAGAAGGUGAUCUGGAGGCACCGGGGCAAGAUUCCCUCUACCCUGGGCAACAACACCCUUCUGGUGGACUGGAUGCCCCAGAAAGACCUUCUGGGUCACCCCCAGACCAGAGCCUUUGUGGCCCACGGAGGAACCAACGGGGUCCAGGAGGCCAUCUACCACGGCACCCCAGUGCUGGGGAUACCCUUGUUCUUCGACCAGUAUGACAAUCUUCUGCGUCUGCAGGAGAGAGGCGCUGCGAAGAUCCUGGAGCUGGCCAUGUUCAACGGACCCAAUUUCCAGCAGGCUCUGAACCAGGUGCUCACCCACGCCCCCUACAGGGAGAACAUGCAGAGGCUGUCCCACCUGCACAGGGACCAGCCCAUCAAGCCCAUGGACAAGGCCGUCUUCUGGUUGGAGUUUGUGAUGCGACACAAGGGGGCGUCUCACCUCCGUACGUCGGCCAACAGGAUGCCCUGGUACUCUUACCACUCUGUGGACGUGCUGCUACUGCUGCUGGCUGCCGGGGGAGGAGUCUUGCUCUCUGCUGGGCUCCUGAUCAGGAUCCUCUGGAGAACCUGCCGGAAGAACAGGAACAAAACCAAACAACACUGAUACCAGUAGCAGGAUGGCAUUACUGGAAACCAAGACUGUUCUCAGGGCAGACCUGGUUAUAGCUACAUAGUUUUAAUUCUACCAUUUUAGGUAACCCUAACCUUUUUCCUAAACUUAAUGUAGUUCUCGUAACCUACAACGUUAAUUCUCCUAAACCACUGCGUAAGUUCUUUUAACCUGCUACAAAAAAGUCACUUUUGUUCCUAAAAAUGAGCAAAAUAUAUGCCCUGAGAGCAGUGUUAGUAUCCACUAAUGGGAUACAGCCCAUUAGAUGUUCUUUAAUCUAUAUAAAUUAUAAAUCUAUACUUAUAUCAGGAACAACAUCAAACAACUUAUUAAAACCUCCAACAACCACAGAGCCUUCGGAAAGUAUUCACCUUGACUUGUUCAACAUGUCGAUGUGUUACAGCCUGAAUUUAAAAUUGAUAUAAAAAAAAAUAAAGAAAAUAAGCUGAAAUGUGAGUCAAUAAGUUUUCAACUACUUUGUUAUGACAAGCCUAAAUAUGUUCAUGAAUAAAAAUGUGCUUAACAAGUCACGUAA
This is a messenger RNA of Salvelinus namaycush (lake trout), 2233 nucleotides long. RefSeq names its product UDP-glucuronosyltransferase 2C1-like. Lineage: Eukaryota; Metazoa; Chordata; Actinopteri; Salmoniformes; Salmonidae. The transcript has 5 exons. Gene Ontology annotation, molecular function: UDP-glycosyltransferase activity. The record is from RefSeq and is a predicted model, not a curated record. The coding region runs from base 88 to 1692 and encodes 534 amino acids.